UGUAUUGCCAGUUGGUCGGACUCUGCCGAGAGGACUGCAUGUCUACACGUUCAACAGACAAGCAACAUGAGCUCAUUAGUGCAAGCCUGGCCUUCUGUGACACUUGUUCUCCUGCUGGGCCUUCAUCACGCUUCAUGUUUCUGGAUCCUCAAUGUUGUCUUUCCUCCUGAGACGAAAGCUCAAGCCCCAAGCAACAGCACGCCACCGCUGAUUAUCGUACCGGGGAACCUGGGGAACCGCCUGGAAGCUAAGAUAGACAAACAACAACUGGUCCAUUGGCUGUGCUACACGAAAACAGAUCACUGGUUCCCCUUAUGGAUUGACCUCAACAUGUUCAUGCCUAUCGGUGUAGACUGCUGGAUCGAUAACAUUAGACUUGUAUACAACAGGACGGCAAGGCGGUCAUUCAACUCGCCAGGGGUGCAGGUGCGGGUGCCGGGGUUUGGACAAACCUAUCCCAUUGAGUUUCUUGACAAUAACAACUUAGCAGGUUAUUUUCACACCAUGGUGCAGCAUUUAGUCAAUAUUGGCUACACGCGAAACGAGACUGUCCGAGGAGCACCGUAUGAUUGGAGAUUAACUCCUGAUGAGAAUGCAGAAUAUCUGAUGAAGUUGAAGGACCUGGUGGAACAGAUGUACAACCAGCACCAGCAGCCCAUCUACUUGCUGGGACACAGUAUGGGCUGCCACUAUGUUCUCUACUUCCUCAACAGCCAGCCUCAGGCCUGGAAGGACAAGUAUAUCAGGGGCUUCAUUUCCCUGGCGGCGCCGUGGGGGGGUGCUGUUAAAGUACUAAAAGUCAUGGCAUCAGGUGACAAUGAUGGCAUCCCAAUGAUUUCCAACAUAAAGAUUCGGGAAGAACAAAGGAUGACAAUGACGAAUCCCUGGAUGCUGCCAACAGAGAAGGCGUGGCCCAAGGACCACGUGUUCAUAUCCACGCCAAACUUUAACUACACCAACCAGGACUACCGACGCUUCUUCAAAGAUAUCAAUUUUGAGGAUGGCUGGUACAUGUGGGAGGACUCCAAGAACCUGACAGGUGAUCUCCACCCUCCCGGUGUUGAAGUGUGGUGUAUGUACGGCGUUGGACUCCCAACUCCAGUGACGCAUAUUUACGAUGAGGAAUAUCCCAACGCAGACCCCGUAGACUUUGUAUACGACGAUGGGGACGACACGGUGGAUAGCCUCAGCAUGAGUCUAUGCAAACGAUGGGCGGGACAGCAGGAGAAGCCCGUACACGUUACAGAGUACAGAGGAUUACCUCACCUGGAUAUUGUAUUCCACGAAAAGGUGCUCAUUCAAAUCCAGCAGAUCUUACAGGGUAUAUCAGAUACACCCAAAGAGGUUGAUGUCAGAUCUGGACAAAAUAACACCAGCAUUUAGAAGUUUUAAAAAAAAAGGUGUUGUUACACCCGCAAACGUAAUAACUGCCCACAAACGUAAUACAAAUCUGCAGCUUUGAAUGUAAUAAUCCCGCAAAUGUAAUAAAUUUCCCACAAACGUAAUCAAAUUUGCCCACUGCAAACGUAAUACUGAAAUUAUUACAUUUGUGGGCGUACAUGUGCGUUUUAGUUACAGUAUAUUAUUGUAUGUGUGAUUUUUGUGUGUACAUGGGGAAGAAAUAAUCAAAAGAAAUAAUAAAAUAUAAUUUUAUUAAAACAA
This is a messenger RNA of Doryrhamphus excisus (bluestripe pipefish), 1662 nucleotides long. RefSeq names its product lecithin-cholesterol acyltransferase (gene lcat). The record is from RefSeq and is a predicted model, not a curated record. Gene Ontology annotation, biological process: lipid metabolic process. Lineage: Eukaryota; Metazoa; Chordata; Actinopteri; Syngnathiformes; Syngnathidae.